Molecule: messenger RNA, 5648 nt
Organism: Scylla paramamosain (green mud crab)
Lineage: Eukaryota; Metazoa; Arthropoda; Malacostraca; Decapoda; Portunidae
Gene: SWIP
Product: WASH complex subunit 4-like
Exons: 24
Coding region: 16-3849 (1277 amino acids)
Biological process (GO): endosomal transport; endosome organization
Cellular component (GO): endosome; WASH complex
Source: RefSeq, a predicted model, not a curated record
UCUAUCUACAGCUAAAUGCUCCCUUACAAAGCUGACACAACCACUACCAUCAUCAUCAUCACCAUCAGCAUCAGGCAGGGCCCUCACGGGCUAAGGAAUAGUGUUGUGAGGGCAGGGGGCGUUGGUGGUGGUGGUGGUGACGCUGGGGAGGCAGGGAUUGGUGUUACAUUGCUUUGGUCGGCACUGCUUCUUCCUCCAUCAAGCAGCACCAGAGAGACACAGCUACGUAAGGAGUUGCCGAUCCAAAGGCCUGGCUCAGGAGUGAUCCUGUGCCACCUGUACCGUCAAGAUCAAGAUCGAGCAGGGGGCGGGGCGGGUUGCGGUGUAAACAGAGGCAGACAGAAAUACGGCGAGAUGACAGUCGACAUAGAUUACGACGAAAACAGCCACAAGACUGUGGCCGAGCAAGAGCUGCGGCGCUACAACAGAAUUGUUGAGCAGCAUGGAGACCAGCUGGAGGAGAUCAUUGAGGCUCUGGGUCCUCAUCCUGCCCCACCCUGGGACCCGAAGCUUGAUCCUGUCAUGCUCAAGAUGACACCAUUUGAAAACCUAUCGCUGGUGAAGCUGGUGCAGUCUGGCAACAAGAUGGUCAACAAGGUGGUGCUGACCUUCAGUGCUCUGUGCCUCGAGGCAUCACAGCUUGUGGAGGAGGCUCAGAGCAAGCUUUAUCCUCCGCUUAUGUUGUAUGGCAAUGGAGUUGCUGCAGAAGGUGAGAAGACUGGAGAGUCCCAGAUGUCUCUGUCCCGGGUGCUCUCCACACUGCACCAUGCUGCCUGCUAUGUGCAGCGUGUGCAGAAAGUCAUACGUAACAUCAUGCAUCAGUUGACAUCCCUGUACCGGACAGACAAAAAGUCAAGCGUGACAAUAGAUGUCUCAGACGUUCAUUUCCAGGUGAUGUACGAGCACCUUGGUUCAUUGCUGGGCACGCUGAUCACCAUGGAUGAGGUGGUGCUGAGCAACUCUGUGCUGCAUGAACACUGGGGCGCAUACCGGCGGCUGGUGCGCUCUGCUGCCUCGGACCAGCACAGGUUUGGACAGGACAAAGCAUCCUUGCAACCUCUGGAGAAGCUCCUUGCAGAUGUGGAAGUGGCGGUCAUGCAGGGUACCAUGUUUAUGUCUGUGCUGAGGCAGGUGUACGACUGUGAGGGUUUGGUGGUAACACGGAAUGGAGUCCUGCGGGAAGAAAUGAUGACAGUGGUCCUUGGAUGGUGUGGCCAGCUGGAACAAAGCAGUGGUGAGGGAUGGUGGUGUGACAACCAGCCACAAGUGGUUGGUGUGACAGCAUUGGCAGUGUUCCACCAGGUGGUCUUCAACUGCCAAGACAAGAGGCUAUCCAGGGUCUUGGGAAAUCUCUUCAAAAAGUUUCCAUCCAUCACUCUUGUGGGCUCGGUGGUGUGGCUGCCUGAACGUCACAUCCCCUCAGCAGCCCCUACCCUGAGCCAGCUGUUUGACCGUAAGACUCAGGAUGCUCUGCUUGCCCACCGCACCACUCACUUAGCGCAGAAAACACAGACCAUUGGCAAGGAAGCUCAAGCAGUGAAUCUGCAGGUGUGUGGGUGGGCUGUCAACCUGGACGCUGCUGCAAGGAAACACUCCAGUCAGAUGAACAAUCAGGAUCUCAACCAAAGAGCUUCCCUCCUUCUGCAGGGGCUCAUCAUCGCACAUACAGUCAAGUACAAUAUGGAAACGGUGCUCAACCUCCAUUCUGUGCUGAGUCGGCCGAUGGGCAAGGCGUGUGCACUGAGUGUGUGCAGCCUGGUGGAGUCCCUCAAGGCCAUUGAGCACACCUACCACCGCCACAGCUCACUUCUGGCUGAUUCCCUCCCACACGUGAUCCAGUAUCUCACUUACCAGGUCUUGUCCAUCAUCUCCAGUGUGAAGAAUCGAGUCUCCAAUUCCCGCUUGGAUGCCCAGCGCCUGGACAUCCUGAUGGCUCUCAAUCUAGUGGAGAACAUGCUAUCUGGCUCAGGCACCAAAGAGCGCCGCCUGGUGACACGUGUGGCACUGUCAUUGGCCAAUCAAGCCAGGGCGCUGCGGAAUGAAGACAUCUCCUCAUUGCUGGUGGGUCUGCGGCGCCUGGACCUGGCCUGUGAGCUGCAGACACGUGUGAAGCAGGCCACCAACUGUGCCAUCCUGUACCACCAUACUGUCAUCCUGCCCACCUACCUCACCAACUACAUGCAGACCCUCCAACACGUCCACCGCAUCCAUUUUAUGUUGGCUGCAUUGCAAGACUGUGCUGUGCAAUUGGACGGUUGCUGCCAUCUUGCCACCCCAGACCAGCUUGUCAUUGAGUUUAAGGAGGAGAUGUAUGGGUACAUCAAAGAGUUGGUGUUGGACAAGGUGUGUAAGGAAGUGGAGACAGAGUUGCGGCUCAGCACGCACAGUCACCUCCAGCUGGAUAGCCGUAAUCCCUUCCAGACAUCUAUCAGGGACCUGUCUCCACUGUUGGCUCUGGAACCUUUCUGCCUCCUCUCAUCAGCUCUCAUAUCAGUUAAAGAUUAUGUGGAGCAGUACCUGGAGAGUACCUUCUAUGCCCUAACUGUCGUGGCGCCGCAUGACUGGAGGACUUAUGAGGAGAUGCGCAAUCUUGCUGCCUCCAAAUAUAACCUGUUUACAGUGCCCUCACACCUGCCUUCUCACACCCUUGACCAGGGUGUGGAUGUGCUGGAGAUCAUGCGCAACAUUCAUGUGUUUGUGUGCCACUACCUGUACAACCUCAACCAGCAAUUCUUCAUUGAGGCAGCCAGCAACAACAAACACCUCAACACAGUGACCAUCAAGCACAUUGCCAACUCCAUUCGCACACACGGAGCUGGAAUCAUCAAUACCACGGUUAACUUCACCUACCAGUUUCUACGGCGCAAGUUUCAUGUCUUCUCUCAGUUCCUGUAUGAUGAGCAAAUAAAGUCUCGCCUCUUGAAGGACCGUCAGCUUUGGAGGGAGGCCAAGGCAAACCAGGAGCACUUCCCCUAUGAGAGUGCUGAGAAGUUCAAUCGCAGCAUCAGGAAGUUGGGUGUCACACCUGAGGGACUCUCCUACCUUGAUCAGUUUCGAGGACUCAUCUCACACAUUGGAAAUGCUAUGGGGUUUGUGCGACUGGUUCGGUCUGGUGGGCUUCACUGCUCCAGCAAUGCUGCACGCUUCAUCCCGGAUCUGCAGGAUGUGGCCAGCCUGGAGCAGCUGUGUCGGGAUGCCCACACUUCCCCACAGACCCUGACAGCUGCUGAGAAUCUCGAUGCUGUCAUCAACAACCUCACCCGCAACUUCCACCAAGACACUGACUACUUCAAGCUGCUGGUAGACGUGUUUGCUCCAGCUCUCCAGGACAAGAAGAACAGUCAUCUCAAGAACUUUUACCUCAUUAUUCCUCCAAUGACAAUAAACUUUGUCGAAAGUUCUCUUGCUGCUAAAGACAAUAUGAAUAAAAAGAAUAAAUCAAGAGCUGCUUUCACAGAUGAUGGCUUUGCUAUGGGUGUUGCCUAUCUCCUGAAGGUGCUAGACCAGAAUGCUGCCUUUGACUCUCUGCACUGGUGGUCAGGUGUGCGGAGAAGGUUCAUCAAAGAGAGAGAAAAGGUUGAGCAACAGCGGCAGUUAUGCAGCAGUGGAGAUGACAAACUCCAGCAGACACUUGCACUCACCAUGUCUCGUCUGCAGCAGUAUCAGCAGGAAUUUGAGCUGAUGUAUCUCAGCUUGAGCAGUGCCAGGGUCUUCUUUAGGGGUGACUGGGCUUCUUCAUCUUCCUCCUCCUCCUCAGGAGAUAGUCAGAAGAGUGACACACAGUCCAUUGGUAGUGAUUGCAGUGGGAAGGAGAAGCCUCUUAACAAGUCCUCAGAGAGUAAUGCCUAAGCUGCAAGUUGCAGUUUUCAGAUUUUUGUUGACACAUCAUUUAUCUGCAUAAUUGGUACAUACUGUUUUGAUUUACAGAAACUUGAUUAACAGACUUCCUUGGAUCUAAUUUUCUUAUAAGUCAAAUUAAAAAUAAUGGAACUUCAUUAAGAUGAAUUCUGUGUUAUCAAAAAAGCAUCAGCAAGUUAUUGCCCAUCUGGUGGGACAAUCCAGUCAGGAAAGAUAGACAGACCACAUGAUGUGGGCAAGUAAGUAAUUUGGAUGUUUACUGACUCAUAAGAUUUUCUACACAAACAUAUAUUCAUAAUCAUUGAAAAUACAGGAUGAUCAGGUGAAUGUAACUCAGUAUUUUCUUAACCCAUCUGUGGUUAGGAAACUUAAUGUGUAAAGCAGUUCUUAUUUUCUUUGUAUCUGAUGGGAGGUACAAAGUGCUCUCUCUCUCUCUCUCUCUCUCUCUCUCUCUCUCUCUCUCUCUCUCUCUCUCUCUCUCUCUCUCUCUCUCUCUCUCUCUCUCUCUCUCUCUCUCUCUCUCUCUCUCUCUCUCUCUCUCUCUUUUUAUGGUGAUAUUUUUCCUAGUCCCAUGCAGAACAACUGUGAAGUCCCAAGUGUUUACAGCAUUCUAUCACAAUAUUUCACUUUUAUAUGAAAGAUAACACAAAUCAGAUAAUUGUAUUAUAAAGUUUGUAUAAUGAUAACUUUUAACUGUUUUCCAGUUUAUCACUGCAAAUGAAAUUCAUAUCCACAAAUGUAAAUCCAGAAAUCUUUUGAGAUUUGUAGAUUUUCAAAUGCAAAAAUAAAUACAGAUAAUUUUUAUCCAUACAAGUACCACUAGAUUAAUUUAUUCUGGAUAACAUUAGACAAUUUUUUAAAGUUUAGUGACUUUUUUGUAAUUAAGGAAUUAAAAAAUCAUCUUAACAUCUUAUCAACUACAGUGAUAUAUUUAUUCUUUUCUGGCUAACAAUGUGUAAUGUUAUAAGAUUUUUAAAUUGUUUAUUACUGAAUGUUAUUUAUAUUAUAUUUAUGAAAAAAUGUACAUUUUAAAUAUUACUGUAAGAGUAACAGUAAAACAUUCACUACAAAAAUUAGUAUAAGUUUGCAGGCAUGUUUGCUUUUCUGAAAGGAUUACACAAAUGCAAAGUAGCAUAUUUGCAUAGUUUUCACAAUAUUGAGAACUGCAAAUGAAAUCAUGCUUCCACAAUCUGUGGAAGGGAUUGCUGAGAUGCCCUCUCUCUUGUUCGUACUUGACCUAUCCUUGCCUGCUGGUGGGCUGAUUGUUAUUGUUGAUAUUUUUAUGUGAUUUGUUGGUAAUAAUGAUUAUCAUCGUAGCUGAUGGCUGGUCUCACAUUUGCUUCCUUAACUCAGCAAUGCUUGUGAACAAGAUUUCAAAAUUAUAUGAGCAACCAAGUGAUGAUGGCAUAUAAAAUAUUCACAUUUGACCGUAAUUUCAUAUAUACACACAAUUUUGUACAAAUUACACUUGUGCCAUUUUAUCCUUGCAGUAAUGAAUAGAUUUGUCUGAACUACUGCCUGGGUAAACUGAGAAGUAUCAGUACAAAUAUGUGGCUAAGGAUUUAACCAAGACUCUUUCACUUGCUAUCCCAGGAAUGCUCACCUCUAAAAUGCCAUAAAGGGCAAGCAGAGCAAAGUGUGAAGUUCGUUUACCAAAUGAAAGAUCAGUUGUAGCUCAGCCAGACUGGUAGGCUCUUGUAAACUAUGUUAACAGGGGCUUUCACAUAUUGAAACACAUUUAGACGGCCAAAAAUAAUUGUCCAUAUCAUCUAUAAAGAAGAUAAAUCCGA